Molecule: messenger RNA, 624 nt
Organism: Pterocles gutturalis (yellow-throated sandgrouse)
Lineage: Eukaryota; Metazoa; Chordata; Aves; Pterocliformes; Pteroclidae
Gene: BAG4
Product: BCL2-associated athanogene 4
Exons: 2
Molecular function (GO): protein-folding chaperone binding
Source: RefSeq, a predicted model, not a curated record
ACCCCGGGAAUGCCCAUCCCGCAGUAUCCGUACGGAGACAAUCCCGGCAUCACGCCGCAGGGGCCUCCGCCGCAGCCCCGAGCCCCCGAGGACACGUGGGGUCCCCCCAGCCUCUAUGGGGUGCAGCCGCCUUACGCCUGGUCUGCGGCUCCGGUGCAUGGGAACCCGUUCGUCUCUGAUCCGCACCCACCCUGGACCGGCAGCGGAGCUGUGUCCCACCCUCCCGCGUGGGACACAAAGGAUGCUGCUUACGACCAACGUGAUCAAAGCGCAAACCAGCACAGCUACUAUUCCGAUGUCCAUCACCAGCACGCUGCACACAUGAACGAGCACAAGCCGCCCCCCUCCACCCCCAAGGUGCAGUACAGCGCCCAGCCCCACCUGUACGACGCUGCCUCGCGGAAGCCUGGGGCUGGGAGCCGGGAGGCUGCCUUGAAACCUGCUGCCCAGCCUCCGGCAAACUCUGCAGCCACCCAGCCCGAGAUUCAGCGAAUCCUGCGCAUCAUGGGGGAGGCGGACCAGCUGGAGCAAGAGGUGGAUGAAUUCAUAGGAAAAAAGACAGAUAAAUCCUACCGGCUUCUGGAGGAGAUGCUGACCAAGCUGCUGUUUGAAAUGGAUUCCACC